This is a messenger RNA of Miniopterus natalensis, 619 nucleotides long. RefSeq names its product cytochrome c oxidase assembly protein COX16 homolog, mitochondrial. Gene Ontology annotation, cellular component: mitochondrial inner membrane. NCBI's taxonomy places the organism in Eukaryota, Metazoa, Chordata, Mammalia, Chiroptera, Miniopteridae. Gene Ontology annotation, biological process: mitochondrial respiratory chain complex IV assembly. The record is from RefSeq and is a predicted model, not a curated record.
GGGGGGCCGCGCGGGGCCUGCUUGGCCGGGUGCGCGGGCGGGUCGGAGAGUUCUGUCAUGUUUACACGCGCGACGACGCGCGCCUUGCGCAAGAGCAAGACCCUUCGCUACGGGGUCCCCAUGCUGCUGUUGAUUGUUGGAGGUUCUUUUGGUCUUCGUGAGUUUUCACAAAUCCGUUAUGAUGCUGUGAAGAUUAAAAUUGAUCCUGAGUUAGAAAAAAGACUGAAAAUGAAUAAAAUGUCACUGGAAUCAGAGUAUGAGAAAAUAAAGGAUUCUGCUUUUGAUGACUGGAAGAAUAUUCGAGGACCCAGGCCUUGGGAAGAUCCUGAUCUCCUCCAAGGACGAAGUCCAGAAAUCUUAAAGACUAAGACAGCUUGACUAUGCUGAUUUUUUUUUUAAUGUUACCAGCUGAAUUUGCACUACGUACUCCUAUCUGGUGGAAAGAAAAUUCCAGAUCUGCAGAAGCCUGGAUGUGAGUAAUUUGGUGACAGAUAGUCAUGAUUAAAAGAUCAGGUACAGGUUUUUUGCUUCCCAACUCUGCCAUUUGCAAAUGAAAGUAACAGAUGUUGACCACAUAUGUUUUGUAACACGCAAUAAAAAUGUGAACACUGCUGCUUAA